This is a messenger RNA of Iphiclides podalirius (scarce swallowtail), 528 nucleotides long. The record is from the annotation of a GenBank genome assembly. NCBI's taxonomy places the organism in Eukaryota, Metazoa, Arthropoda, Insecta, Lepidoptera, Papilionidae.
AUGGUAGUAACUGCAGACGUUGUUCUACCAGAGGAGUCAGAGCUUACAGUGGAGGAGGUCAAUUUAACAACAGCUACUUUGAGAGCUGGGUCUUUUCACUUGGGAAAGUAUUGUGAACAAGCAAAUAAUGAAUUUAUGCUCUGCCGUUUUGAGGAGAAAGAUCCAAGAAAAUGUAUAAAUGAGGGUAAAGCUGUUACUGCCUGCACAUUGGAUUUCUUUCGCAAAGUGAAAAAGACUUGCCUGGACGAAUUCAACCAAUAUGCAAACUGCAUUGACAAGAGUUCUGGAGAUUAUAGUUUUGAAUUUUGCCGCAAAACACAAGGUGUGUUUGACAAGUGUAUGUUGGAGAACUUAAACUUGGAGCGCCCUCCAUUUGGUUACUUUUGUGAGCCGCGUGUCCAUGAUACCAAAAGACCUAAACCUCCCGUCGAACCAAAGGCUGUUUACCCAGAUGCCACUCCAGCUCUACCAGAGGGUGCAGAAAAGAAACCGGCAAGAUUUGGAUCGCGUUUCUACUGGAUGACCGAA